Molecule: messenger RNA, 1485 nt
Organism: Oryctolagus cuniculus (rabbit)
Lineage: Eukaryota; Metazoa; Chordata; Mammalia; Lagomorpha; Leporidae
Gene: TMEM37
Product: transmembrane protein 37
Cellular component (GO): membrane
Molecular function (GO): calcium channel activity; voltage-gated monoatomic ion channel activity
Source: RefSeq, a predicted model, not a curated record
GUGGGAACUUUGCCAGGCUGCCGCCUUAGGAACUGCAGCCCCGUGGAAGCCGAGACAUCGUGUAGCGGUGACAUCCCUUUGGGCACACUGGCCUGUCUGCGGGUCCCAGAGGGUCCCACGCGGCCCCUACGGGUGGAGAGAACGGACGCACGCCGUUGGCCACGGCAGCUCCUGCAGGAGCCGGGCCUGCCUAGUGCACGCUCUCCCUUAACUAACCGAGGCUCAGCCUCGUUCGACGCGCAGCCCAAGGCCGCACGGCGGGUGGGAAAGACGGCCGCCUGCGAGGCCUCUUCCCGGAGACCCCACCGCUAUCCUGCGGUGGCCGCCCCGGACCUCGAGGACUGCGCCCGGCGAUUCGGGAGCCCGGGAGUGCCGGGCCCGCCCUCUGGCUAGCGCCCAAUCCGCCUCCCUCGGGCCCGUAACAGGCUCCUCCGGGCGUCCCCGCUGACUCAGCGUAACUCGAGCCGUCGAAGGCGGUGCAGCGGGCAGAGAGCGUCCCGGGUCCCCGCCCCCGACUUUGGACGCCACGCCCACGCCCCGCCCCGCUCCCGGGAGCGCCGGCCGCAGCAGCCGAGCGCCGGGCGGGAGCGAGGCGGCGGCGCGCGGGCGCUCGGGCGCAGCAUGACGGCCAUCGGCGUGCAGGCCCAGAGGCUGUGGAGCCACAGGACGCCCCGCCGGUCCUUCUUCGAGGCCUUCAUCCGGACCCUCAUCAUUACGUGUGCUGCGCUGGCGGUGGUCCUCUCGUCCGUCUCCAUCUGCGAUGGGCACUGGCUCGUGGCCGAGGACCGCCUCUUUGGGCUGUGGCACUUCUGCACCAGCACCAACCAGAGCGGGCUGCACUGCCUCCGAGACCUGAGCCAGGCCCAGGUGCCCGGGCUGGCCGUGGGCAUGGGCCUGGCGCGCAGCAUGGGCACCUUGGCCGUGGUGGCCGCCAUCUUCGGCCUGGAGCUCCUCAUGGUGUCCCAGGUGUGUGAGGAUGUCCGCUCACGGCACAAGUGGGCCGCGGGCUCCGUCCUGCUCCUGGUCGCUUUCGUGCUGUCCUCCGGGGGACUGCUGACUUUUGUGAUCCUGCUCAGGAACCAGGCCACGCUCAUCGGCUUCACUCUGAUGUUCUGGUGCGAAUUCACCGCCUCCUUCCUCUUCUUCCUGAACGCCAUCAGCGGCCUUCAUAUCAACACCAUCACCCAGCCCUGGGGCCGGCCAGGGAAAUUCUAGAGCCCCUGCAGGAACAUGGGUUCCUACAGGAGUGCACGGCCAACAUGGGACUUGUCUAGUGUCACCUCUGGCGGGGAUGGGGUGGGACAGUGACCUUGAAGCUGCUGCUUUGAGGCCGCUAACCUUUGGGUGGCCCGGGGCCCCUGCAGCCACAGCUGUGGGUCAGCAGAGCUGGAGGCCAGAGAGGCACCUGCGGGCUACCAGAUUCACAGGCUUAGCCACUUUAUGAGGAUGUUGAUUUUAGGAGAAGAAAACCAUGUUGCAAGUCUU